Oryzias latipes (Japanese medaka) is the source of this 4851-nucleotide messenger RNA. Its product is annotated as macrophage mannose receptor 1. The record is from RefSeq and is a predicted model, not a curated record. Lineage: Eukaryota; Metazoa; Chordata; Actinopteri; Beloniformes; Adrianichthyidae.
CUUACAGUGAUGAACACAGCCCUGGCUGACUCUGGAAGCAUCACAUGGAUCAAGCUCUUGGUUGUGAAAACCUAACAAGGAACUGGAACCAUGAGGAUCUUCUGCAUAACCUUUGUGCUCCUCUUUAAAUCACUGCAAUGCCUGGCAAAAGAUGAUUCUGCAUUUCAACUUAUCAACAAGGCCACAGCGUUUUUUCUGGAGUUGCGUUGGACAACCAACGAUCGGCUUCUGGUUCCUCAAAAGAACAAGUGUGUGGGAGCCCAGGGGCAAAGUGUGGGGGCUGAAGUAAAGCUUUAUGACUGUGAUGAAGACAGUGAGCUUCAAAAGUGGGAGUGCAGGAACCAAACGCUGCUUGGUCUGAAGGGCAAAGAGCUCUUCAUUGAGAUUAGGACGGACCACAGCGCCGUUCUCGCGAAAACAACCGGACCCAACAGUCACUUCACCAUUUCAGGGACUUUUGAUGGAGCUUGUGCAAGAACAUACAGAGAAAUGUUUACCACUGGAGGAACUGCAGCUGGAAAGCCGUGCAUGUUUCCUUUCAUGUACGGAAACCAGUGGUACUCAGACUGCACUAUGACCGACCACACAGAGCUUUGGUGUGCGGUUGAGACCUAUUACUCUUCUGAUUCAGACAAAUGGGGGGUUUGCCCAACCAACUCGAGACAAAGCUGGAUCAAACACCCCAAAACAGGAGCGUAUUACCAGCUGAACAGUGAUGCUGCUCUGACAUGGGCAGAAGCAGAAAGCAGCUGCAAACAGCAGAAUGCUACUUUACUGAGUCUCACGGAUCCCCACCAGGAGGCUUAUGUCACGGCAAUACUGACCUCAGGAAGGAUGGAGGAAGGGUACAAGUUCUGGAUUGGGCUCACUCUGGAUCCAGAACAUGGCUGGAAGUGGUCCAGUCAAAAUCCUUUCCGUUAUCUGAACUGGGACUCAGGAUAUCCACUUUCCAGUCCAGGACAUGUCUGUGGGUUUGCAGAUGGAACUGCAGACUACAGUUGGAGAAAUUCAGUUUGCAGCAAAAGACUGGGUUACAUCUGCUGCAGUCAUGGAGGUCCAGCUGUUCCAACUAAGGCUCCAGAGGCGGGACUUUGCACAGCACCAUGGAUUUCCUACAACGGCCGCUGCUACCAGCUUUAUCGCUCCCAGAAAACAUGGUCAGAUGCUCAGUUAACUUGCAGGAAGGAGGAAGGGGAUCUAGUGAGCAUCCAUAAUGUAGAGGAACAAAGUUUUAUCUUCUCAGAGCUUGGUUAUGUACCAACGGAUGAGCUUUGGAUUGGACUGAAUGACCGGACCACAGAGGGUCUGUUUGACUGGAGUGACCAAUCUGCUGUCAGAUUCACCAGCUGGGAGUUUGGGAAACCAGGAGUUCAGGAAAAUCAAGAGGACUGUGUUCUAAUCAGAGGCCAGAAAGGAAACUGGGCUGACAGUGUUUGUGAGGAGAAACAUGGCUUCAUCUGCAUGAAAAAAAGUGAGGCUUCUGGGUCAGAAAUAUUGCAAGAAGAAGGCUGCCAGACGGGUUGGAAACGAUUCGGCUCCUAUUGCUACCUUGUUGGAAGUGAGACAAAAACCUUUGAUGAAGCCAGAAUGAUCUGUGAUCAUUCACAAUCCUAUUUGGCAGAUGUUUCAACAAGUGUGGAUAAUGCUUUCCUAACCAGCUUGGUGGGCCUCAGACCAGAGAAACACUUCUGGUUGGGGCUUUCAAACCAAAGAGAAAUCAAUGUUUUUGUGUGGACCAACACAAAGAGGGUCAGAUUUACUCACUGGAACGCUGAAAUGCCAGGGGACCGACAGGGGUGUGUUGCUAUGGCAACUGGGCAUCAUGCUGGUCUCUGGGAUGUUCUGCCUUGUGCCAAUAAGGAAAAAUACAUCUGUAAACAGCUAGCAAAAGGAGCAGUUGUGACCCCCCACCCAACCACAGUUCCAGUCCAGACAUGUACAGUUGGCUGGACUAAAUUACCAUCAGGAAACUUCUGUUUCAAGUUCUUCGGAGACAAGAAAACAUGGUAUGAGGCCAGAGAGUACUGCACAGCCAUCGGAGGAGACCUGCUCAGCUUCCACAGCAAAGACGACCUUGUAGCUGGCCGUGGAAGACAUAGCCGUGCCUGGAUUGGACUCAGUGCCCCCAACUUGGACUUGGGUUACGUGUGGAGUGAUGGAUCUCCGGUAAACUUCCAGCACUGGAGUAACGGGGAGCCAAACAAUAAAAACAAUAUUGAAUCCUGUACUGAGUUUUCUAUGUAUGGCUGGGACAUGGAGGGGUCCUGGAAUGAUAAUCAGUGUGAAAAAUACAACAGCUGGUUCUGUCAGAUCCCUUUAGGAGUCACACCGAAGCCGCCUCCUGACCCUGUUACUCCAGAUUAUAACACAACCUCCGACGGAUGGUUGGAAUGGAAGGGGAAUCAGUAUUUUAUCAACCAAAAAAGUCUGUCGAUGGAAGAAGCCCGUCAGUUCUGCAAGCAGUUUCAUGGGGACCUGGCGACCAUCAACAGUUACAACGAAAAUGCCUUUCUCUGGAAACGGAUCAGCCGCAGUCAUGGAAACUACUGGAUCGGUCUAAAUGUGGAUUUUGAUGGAACGCGUGUAUGGAUGGAUCAUUCAGAGGUGAUUUAUCAACAAUGGGAUGAGGGUCAGCCAGACUAUAAACAUUAUGAUGAACAGUGUGUCAUCAUGAGAGUGGAGGACGGAGUCUGGCAUGACUACAACUGUGGUUUUGAGCACAAGUCCAUCUGUAAGCGCAGUGGUCCACCACAUGCCAACAGCACAGUGGCUCCAAUAUUGACACCAAAAGGUGGCUGUGAAUUCCCCUGGAGAAAAUUUCAAUCAAAGUGUUACAACAUCGUCAAAGACCAGCGCAUGACCUGGUUUAAUGCAGGACAAACAUGCCGUGGCAUGAAUGCUAACUUGGCCUCCAUUGAUUCCAGAGAAGUACAAGCCUUUUUAUUGACUCAAAUGGUCGAUGCAGCAACUACUGACCUCUGGAUCGGUUUUCAUAAACUUCACGGGGGUGAAUUUUACUGGAGUAAUGGACGGAAAAGAUCCUUUGUCAACUUGCUUGAGAGAAAUUUUCGCAACCCUUUCCGCGAUUACCAUCCCUACCAGAUUAAACGCCCUGUGUUCUUUCAUGACGACGAGCUCCACUUUCAAGACUAUGUUCAUUUUUCAGAGAUGCAUAGGUCUGAUAGAGAUAAAUGUGCUGUAAUCAAUACCAAUCCUUCACUUGGUAUUGGUAAAUGGAUUCCCCAAUUUUGCAAUGACACCAAUGCAUUUGUUUGCCUGAGAGAUGUUGAUCCCAAGUCCCCCGACUCUCCUGAACCAACAACACCAACUGGUUAUACAAAGAUAUUCAAUGACUCUUUUAAGAGUUUUCCUCAAAACAUGACCUGGGAUGGAGCGCAGAAGUACUGUGCAGGGGAUGGUGCCAACCUUGCUAGCAUAAAGACUGAGUGGGCGCAGGCAUACGUCGAGCUGCAGGUUGCAAAACUCAAAAGACCUGUGUGGAUUGGACUCAACAAAGACCGGACCAGCAGCUAUUUUAGAUUUAUUGCUGGCUCGCGGCUGAAAUUUGUUAACUGGAAUGAAAAUGAACCACGCAGUGACCAGUCCUGUGUGUACGUGGAUGUAGGAGGCAAAUGGAAGACCAGCAGCUGCAACCAGACCUAUCACUUUGUUUGCAUGAAGUCUUCAGAUGUUCUACCAGUGCAGCCCAGUAAUUUCCCAGGAGUUUGUCCUGACGACCCAAAUCCAUCUUCUCAGCAUUAUUGGAUACCAUUUAGGGGUCACUGCUACACAUUUUUCACCAAGCUGGAAAACUGGCCGGAAGCCUCAACCGACUGCAGCAAACAUGGUGGGAUGAUUGUCAGCAUUGAGGAUCCCUCUGAGCAGGAUUUUAUUGAAACUGAACUGCAGAAUUAUAAAGACCAACAUAAUUCGUUUUGGUUGGGUCUGUAUAAAACACACAAAGGGACGUGGAAGUGGUUGGACAGAACAGUCAUGGACUACACAAACUGGGAUUCUCAUCAACCGGGGAUGGCCACCUACGCUGAGAUAGCGACUUCAGAUGGGAUGUGGAAAACGGGGCGCCCAUGGAACAAGAGACCAUACAUCUGCAAAACAGCCAAAAUUUUACCACCAAAGUCAUUACCUUCAACUGAUGACACCGUACCUCAGCCUCACCAAGCACGUGAUCACAUUGCUCUGACAGUGGUUGUCAUCUGUGCAGCAGCUGCAGUGGGGGCUGUCAUUGUCAUAUACGUCUUUAGGAAAUCUAGACAUCAUCUAGCUGUCCCCCCAUCUAUGCCAAACAUCAUCAACCCACUUUUCUUCAGCGGUAAACAGUUGGAGACUGAUGCGGACGUCGAUCAGCUGGUGGAGAACGCAAAAGAAAAUCCUCAAGUUGUGAAAGUAAAAUGAUCUGUUCCUUUCCAUUCUGAGAUUUUCCCUGCAAUGGUUUGGAGUUUGGGGGAGAAAAACCUCUAAAAUUAUUAAGGAUUUGUCUUGACUGAGAAGCUAAAAAAAAAAAAAAAAAAAAAGCAGGGUGAUGAUCUAAUGUGUGUUUUAUUACAUAUUUUGACAGAUGUUGUAUAAAACAGCAGACAAAUAAUUCACAAAACUUGCAUUUUCUGUGAUUUCCUUAAAACAUUUUAGAGAGUAAAAAUACUUUAUGACAAAUGUAAAUGAUAUGAUAUGAGCUUACAAAAACUGUCCUAACCUCUGACAGAAGUCUGUUAUCAUAAGUCUUACUAACACUUUUAGGAUCUUGUUGUAAAAAAAAAAAACAACAGGAAAACGUGGACCAGAGUUUUAUCAAUGUGAAUCACUUUCUUUACAUAAAGACAAAAUACAACCCUG